Messenger RNA from Sarcophilus harrisii (Tasmanian devil), 4024 nucleotides. It is a transcript of the gene CNTN1, whose product is annotated as contactin 1. NCBI's taxonomy places the organism in Eukaryota, Metazoa, Chordata, Mammalia, Dasyuromorphia, Dasyuridae. The transcript is spliced from 23 exons. The coding region runs from base 574 to 3597 and encodes 1007 amino acids. Gene Ontology annotation, molecular function: cell-cell adhesion mediator activity. The record is from RefSeq and is a predicted model, not a curated record. Gene Ontology annotation, biological process: brain development; cell-cell adhesion.
AGCUCAGAUGAUCUCUGCAGAAGAAAUUGAAGAUGGUGGUUCUGGCUAGCCCCUCCCUUCUACCUGGGGAUUCAAAUAACUAGGCUUCAAGGCAAAUUUCUUUUUCCUUCUAAGAUUUCUGGAUUUAGAAACGCCAGUGGCAGCAGUAAUGGAUUUCUGAGCCAAGACUGCAGUCUUUUGGGCUUUUCUCCUACUUCCCCGCCCAUGUAAAAACCCCAGUCAGGCUUUCGAGUGAUAUCUCCUAAGUCCAAUCACAGGCGGCUGCUUCUCCCUGGCCACCGCCCUACUCGCCCUGAGGUCCCCAAUAACUGCUCAGAAAGGUCGGGUUUAUGCAGUCUAGUAGCUAAGGAAGGAUCCCUUGAAGGCGAUCUCCUGGAGGGAGGGACGGGUGAGAUUUGGUGUGAAGAAUGCUCUCUACUAGGUGUCUGCGGCGGAAGUGAAGAACUUGUAGGCUACAUCCCAACUGUGCGGCAAAAGGACGCCCAAGGUCUAGGUGUUUAGUAUAUCCUGACUACAUAUGACUAACUUAAUGAAGCUCUUUUGGAGUUGAACCUAAGCAUUGUUGCAUGCAAGAUGAAGAUGUGGUUUUUGAUUAGUUACCUAAUUACGAUGUGCUUCAUAUCCUGUCUAGCAGUUGCAGAAGAUGGCAAAGGAUUUGGACCAAUUUUUGAAGAGCAACCAAUUGAUACCAUUUAUCCAGAAGAAUCACCAGAUGGAAAAGUAUCAUUGAACUGCCGGGCACGAGCUAGCCCCUUUCCUGUUUACAAAUGGAGAAUGAAUAACUGGGAUAUUGAUCUGACAAAUGAGCGCUACAGCAUGGUAGGAGGUAACCUGGUAAUCAACAACCCUGACAAAUUGAGAGAUGCUGGAAAGUAUUUCUGCUUAGCUUCAAAUAUCUAUGGAAUGGUUAGAAGCACUGAAGCAACUUUAAGUUUUGGGUAUCUUGAUCCUUUUCCACCAGAGGAACGAGUAGAGGUAAAAGUGAAGGAAGGGAUAGGCCUUGUUCUUCUGUGCGAUCCUCCUUACCACUUUCCAGAUGAUCUUAGCUAUCGUUGGCUUCUAAAUGAGUUUCCUAUAUUCAUCACAAUGGACAAACGACGAUAUGUGUCUCAGACCAAUGGAAAUCUCUAUAUAGCAAAUGUAGAAGAAUCUGAUAGAGGCAAUUAUUCAUGCUUUGUAUCAAGUCCUUCAAUCACAAAAAGUGUAUUUAGCAAAUUUAUCCCACUCAUCCCUCUUUCUGAUCGCACAACAAAACUCUAUCCUGCUGAUAUCAAAGUCCAGUUCAAGGACACAUAUGCACUGAUGGGCCAUAAUGUAACAUUAGAGUGUUUUGCCCUUGGAAACCCUGUUCCUGAGAUCCGGUGGAGAAAAGUUCUGGAACCAAUGCCAAGUACAGCUGAGAUAAGUAUGUCUGGGGCAGUUCUUAAAAUUUUCAACAUUCAGCUUGAAGAUGAAGGCACUUAUGAAUGUGAAGCUGAGAACAUCAGAGGAAAAGAUAGACAUCAGGCAAGAAUUUAUGUUCAAGCAUUUCCUGAAUGGGUAGAACAUAUCAAUGACACUGAAGCGGAUAUAGGCAGUGAUCUCUACUGGCCUUGUGUGGCUACAGGCAAACCUAUCCCUACAAUCAGAUGGUUGAGAAAUGGAUAUGCGUACCAUAAAGGUGAGCUGAGACUGUAUGGAUUGACCUUUGAUAAUGCUGGAAUGUACCAAUGUAUAGCUGAAAAUGCACAUGGAGCUAUAUAUGCAAAUGCAGAGCUCAAGAUUCUGGCCAUGGCUCCCACCUUUGAAAUGAAUCCUAUGAAGAAGAAGACCCUAGCAGCUAAAGGAGGACGUGUUUUAAUUGAAUGCAAGCCUAAGGCUGCACCUAAACCAAAAUUUUCAUGGAGUAAAGGAACGGAAUGGCUUGUCAAUAGUACUCGAAUUCUCAUUUGGGAUGAUGGUAGCCUUGAAAUCAGGAACAUUACAAGGGCUGAUGAAGGCACUUACACAUGUUUUGCAGAAAAUAACAGAGGAAAAGCUAAUAAUACUGGAACUCUAUUAAUUACAGAUGCCACAAGGAUUACUUUGCCCCCAGCUAAUGCUGAUGUCACUGUGGGUGAGAAUGCUACCAUGCAGUGUGCUGCAUCCCAUGAUCCUGCAUUGGACCUCACAUUUAUUUGGUCUUUGAAUGGAUAUGUGAUUGAUUUUAACAAAGAAAAUAGUCAUUAUAUGAGGAAUUUUAUGAUAGAUUCCAAUGGGGACUUGCUUAUUAAAAAUGCCCAGCUGAAACAUGCUGGACGUUAUACUUGCACUGCUCAGACAAUUGUGGAUAAUUCCUCUGCAUCAGCAGACCUUGUUGUUCGAGGCCCGCCAGGUCCACCAGGGGGUGUGAGAAUAGAAGACAUUAGAGAUACUUCUGUUGCACUCACAUGGAGCCGUGGCUCAGAUAAUCAUAGUCCAAUAUCUAAAUAUUCUAUUCAGACCAAAACUAUUCUUUCUGAUGACUGGAAAGAUUCUAAAACAGAUCCACCAAAUAUUGAAGGGAAUAUGGAAUCAGCAAGGGCAGUAGACCUAAUCCCAUGGAUGGAGUAUGAAUUCCGGGUAGUCGCAACCAAUAUUUUGGGAACAGGAGAGCCCAGUUUACCAUCAAACAGAAUCAAAACAGAGGGUGCUGCACCUAAUGUGGCUCCUUCAGAUGUAGGAGGAGGAGGGGGAAGCAACCGUGAAUUGACAAUAACGUGGGUGCCUUUGUCACGGGAAUAUCACUAUGGCAACAAUUUUGGGUACAUAGUGGCCUUCAAGCCAUUUGGUGGAAAAGAGUGGAAAAAAGUAACAGUUACUAAUCCAGACAUUGGUCGGUAUGUUCAUAAAGAUGAAACAAUGUCUCCUUCCACUGAGUUUCAAGUAAAAGUGAAAGCCUUUAACAACAAAGGAGAUGGACCAUUCAGUCUUACAGCAGUCAUUUAUUCUGCACAAGAUGCACCUAGUGAAGCUCCUACAGAUAUAAGCAUAAAAGUCCUAUCUUCUUCUGAAAUCUCUGUUUCUUGGAAACAUGUUUUAGAAAAAACAGUGGAAGGCUAUCAGAUUCGUUACUGGGCUGCACAGGAUAAGGAAGCGGCUGCACAGAGAGUUCAAGUCAGCAGUCAGGAUUAUUCUGCCAAACUGGAAAACUUGCUGCCUGAUAUGCAGUAUUCUGUGGAGGUUAGGGCCUAUAACAGUGCAGGAUAUGGGCCCCCCAGUGAUGUGGUUGAUGUCUAUACAAAGAAAGCACCCCCAAGUCAGCCUCCAAGGAUUAUUAGUUCAGUAAGGUCUGGUUCAAGAUAUAUUAUCACCUGGGAUCAUGUCAGAGCAAUGUCAAAUGAAUCUACAGUAACAGGAUAUAAAGUGCUCUACAGACCUGAUGGUGAACACGAAGGCAAGUUGUAUUCAACUCAUAAGCAUUCAAUAGAGGUCCCAAUCCCAAGAGAUGGAGAGUAUAUUGUGGAGGUUCGAGCACACAGUGAUGGAGGAGAUGGAGUGGUAUCACAAAUUAAAAUUUCAGGUGCAUCUGAAGUUUCACCUAGUCUCUUUGGCUUAUUGCUGCCUGCCUUUGGCAUCCUAGCUUUUUGGGAAUUUUGAUUGUAGCUUGAUAUCUGCUAUCAAUGCAUAGAUGUGAAUGCUCCUCAAAUCUUUAAGGACUACCGUUCUUUCUGAUUCCAGUGGCACUAUCUUAAUCCAAAUCAGUUAUACUUUUAAAAAAAUUACUCUGCUGCGUUACAGUAAAUUCAAGGACUGAGACACUUAGGAACCCCUUCAUCUAAUGAAUAUUCUUUGGGAUGUAUACAAAAUGAUUUUUUAACCUGUUACAAUAUGCCUUAUAAAACUCUUAAACUGAUCUGUGACAGUUGCAUGAUUUGGUCAAUAGAGCAAAUUAAUUGUUAACAUCCACUAAUAUAGAUUGUACAGUAAGAAUAAAAUCACCAUCCAAAGGUGCUUUAAUGACAAGUUGUGACAUAUACUAGAGACUGAAACAUAGAUUUAUGUAAUAAAUGUAAGAAUAACUUGG